Messenger RNA from Diprion similis, 3943 nucleotides. Its product is annotated as thrombospondin type-1 domain-containing protein 4-like. The record is from RefSeq and is a predicted model, not a curated record. Bases 82 to 2787 code for a protein of 901 amino acids. The transcript has 19 exons. Gene Ontology annotation, molecular function: metalloendopeptidase activity. Lineage: Eukaryota; Metazoa; Arthropoda; Insecta; Hymenoptera; Diprionidae. Gene Ontology annotation, biological process: extracellular matrix organization. Gene Ontology annotation, cellular component: extracellular matrix.
AUAUAUAUAUACGCGGAGGACGACGCACGCGGUUUACGAUCUGACGUAAGAAUGUCUUCAGGAUGAAAAUAUCCCCGGAUUAUGCAGGAAACAGCAGCGAUGAUGACGAUGAUAACCGAUCGCUCCAAGAUUCGCACGAUGCUAUUCGCGCAUAUCGGAUUGGUCAUCCUGUCUUCGAUCGUUUGGCAAACGGUCAAUUGCGACGAGUACAGAAAUUAUCCAAUUCAGGUGCAUCAAAUGUUUCAAGAAAAAAUGCUUCGCAGUUCGGAAAACGUGGAACGAGUCAGAGGGAACUGGGGAAGCUGGGCUGCAUGGUCAGAUUGUUCCCGAUCCUGUGGGACCGGGAUACAGUCGCAGGCUAGAGAUUGCGUCCCAAUGCGGGGAUAUUUGCGGAAACGCAGCAUCGCCAGCAUCGAGGGUCAGAGACCGGAAAUAAAGCCGUUUUGCAUCGGGACUUACAAACGAUAUCACGUCUGCAAUACUCAGGAGUGUCCAGAUUUUCGGGAUAUCAGAGCUCAACAAUGCGCCAAGUAUAAUGGAAAAUUUUACAAAGGGCAGAGUUAUCAGUGGGAACCAUUUCCUGAUGCUCCAAACGACUGCGCGCUGAACUGCCGGGCAGUAGGAGAGCGCUUCUACGCCACCCUGGAACCAGCCGUCCUGGAUGGAACGCCGUGUCGAGGAAACCCACGACGACGCUCCCGGGUCCCCGGAGUCCUUGCCGUAGGCGCCGCGGAUCGUUGGCUCUGCGUCGAGGGCCAGUGCAAGUCGGUUGGAUGUGACGGUGUCGUCGGUUCGGGUCGAGUUUAUGACGCCUGCGGUGUUUGCGGAGGUGAAGGAAACAGCUGUCGACUUUUCGAAGGUAUUUUUUUGGAGCCAAAAUUAUCGGCCGGUCAUCAGCUGGUGACGACCAUUCCAAAGGGGGCAAUUUCGAUCAACAUCACGGAAAUCCGGCCGUCUAAAAACGCUUUGGCAUUGAGAAGUACGAAUGGCAGUUUCAUCUUCAACGCUCCGUCUCCGCAGUCAUCACUGAGCUCGUCUGGAGCUUACGAAGGUGCUGGGACGGUUUUUUCAUACCGUCGGGGAAACCUCAUGCAUGCUGAAAAUAUUUGGACCGAAGGUCCGCUCGAAGAGCCCGUAGAUCUAAUGAUUUUGUCCGAAGACUUGAAUCCAGGGAUAUUGUAUAAAUACAUGCUGCCGCUCGAGGAGAAACUAGAAGACAUCGCGAUGCUGGCACCGCCUGUACUCGUUACUGGUCCCAAUGAUAGAAUCGGCAACGAAAUUCCGGAACAUUCUGCCCACGUGGGAACGCCGCCAUUGGAUCCCAACGCGACCAAGUCCGAAGGUGGGAAGGAUGCAGCUCCGGGUCGUCCAGACGACGAGGAUGACGAUAAGAGGAACUCGAACCAAUCAAACGCGGUAGGAAAAAUGGCCGGCGAUCAACCGGUGCAGACAAAAUUGAUUGGCAAGAAUCAACGGAAGAGGAAAAAGAACAGGAGCAAGAAAAAGUUCUUCUGGAAAAUAGCCUCAUUGUCACCUUGCUCGAAGGCCUGUGGCGGUGGCGUGCAAUACGCGACUUUCAAAUGCUUCCGAGAAAGCACGCAGGCCAUGGCGCCCGAAAGAAGAUGCAAAAACGUUCCUCGACCACCUUCACCACCGCCUCUGAGGUGCAACACGUUGCCGUGUCCCGCCAGAUGGCGAGCCGGUCCGUGGAGUCCGUGUUCGGUGACUUGCGGCACCGGAAUUCAGUCCCGAAAACUCGAAUGUGUUCAGGAGUUGAACCCCAAGCUGACAAUGCGCGUUGCCUCCGGUGCUUGCAUUCAGAAAGCUGAUUUAAAAACAACCACUCAGUGCAGGUUGACUUCCUGCAUAUUUCCUCGGGCUCCUCCUGAGGCGAGGCAAAUGCAUCCGCAGGUCGAAGCUAUCCAAAAGGAAUCCCACUGGACGACCGGAAAUUGGGGAGAAUGUUCGAGCACCUGUGGUCCGGCGAUUCGUAAAAGAGAGGUGAUAUGCAUAACAGCAGGAUCGACAACCUGCCCCGAUGAAACAAGACCCGCAAACGAAACAGCUUGCGAUUCUUUACCCGAGUGCAACAGGAUCCCAGCUCAAAAUGCGCCUUGGCUAUACACCGACUGGUCGCCUCAGUGUUCCGCCGAGUGUGGAAUCGGUUUGCGAACACGUCAAAUCGUCUGUAGUGACGUUAACGAGGUAUUUUGCGACGCCUCGAAAAAACCAAACCUCGACGAAUCUUGUACCGGAAAUGGUACACACUGUGACCAGAUGAGGUAUCAGUGGUUCGUUGGAGCCUGGAGUUCGUGCACCGUUAGCUGCGGACCCGGUUCUCAGCAUCGUGACGUGGCUUGCCUAGCGUCAAGGGGUGGCGAUUUGAAAAUCGUUGGAGAAAUGAAUUGCCGCGAAUUGCCACGGCCUGAAGCAGAUCAGAGAUGCCUAAGACCGCCGUGUCCGGCAGAAUGGUUCACCUCCGACUGGUCCGAGUGCACCCAGAGUUGUGGACCCGGAACGCAGAGCCGAGUUGUUCGUUGCCUUUUCGAAGGAGUUCCGACGACCGGUUGUGAAAAAUCUAGCGAACCAAAAUCCCGGAGAAUGUGCGAAAAGCAACCGUGCAAAUCGAAGUCCAAUUUUGACAUACCACCGAAAUCACCGAAAAAAGUUCACGAAAAGUCCGACUGCGUUGACAAAUAUCCAAAUUGUACUCUGGUCUUGAAGGCUCGAUUGUGUCGAAUAAAGUACUACAAGCAUUCCUGCUGCGGUUGCCGCGACCAUCUAUGAGUGUAGUCGAAUAAUUGUAUAACUUUUUUUUAAAACAACUCAUUUUCACCACAAGACGUUAAAUUCUGAAAACGAAGCCUGCGUAUGUAUACGGUAUAGCCGUAUUUCGUGUUCUUCUAUUUUUUGACGCUUUAAAUUUCAGUGUGAAUGAAAAAGAAAUAGGUGGAUAAAUAAGGUGUGAAACGCCUGUUGCGAUCGAGGGUAUCAAUCUCUAAUAUAUAUAUAACAAAGUACGGAAUCUCAUUUGUUUCGAAAAAACAAAAAAAAGAAAUUAUACAUUUUAUUAGAAUUGAACUACCGUAAUAUUUCAGAAUUUAUUUUACUUCUCUCAAUUCUUUUCGAUUGCAGCUUGUCGCGCAUGAACAGUAUUUGCCAAUAUCGUUGUUUGGCUGUAUGUAAGUGACAAAUCGAUAUUAUAUUAACGAUUAAAGAUCUUUCGACGGGCUUAUAAGUAUGAUAUCAUACCUAUCUAAGUACAUUUAAUUGUAAUAGUACGAAUUUCUAUUUUAUAUCAUAUUUAAAAUUUAUUUCUAUCUAUUGUGUAUAAAUUAUCAUUAUUGUAUCACAUUGUCAUCAGACUUUAUCAAUAUCGUAAUCGAGUAGGUAUACAUUACAUAUACACGUGAUACACAAUGCAGAUUUGUUACUAACUAGAAGUAUAUAUAAAGAUUUUUAGAAACAAUUGAGGUACGAGAAGAUUGCCGUUUUCUAGAUUUUUUCUUCUUUCCUAAAGUGACACAGGCGAGGUAAUUACGGAUUUGAAAUCGUGUGAAACGUAAAUGUCGUUUUUUUGUUAUUUCUCUUUUAUACUUUUGUCCCUCACUUUUCUCUUCGAAAAGAUCUAUCAAUCAGUUUCUUCGUUAAUACCUACGUUUUAUAGGUUCGAAGGAGAUUAUGACGCGCGCUAUUCAUAUAAACGUAUAUAGAUGCAUUCGUGCAUGUAUGUACUGCUUUUUAAUCGUAGCUUAUAAAUCAUACGUCAUAUUAUCCCGCGUUUGAAAUUAUAAUUCAGCUAAGCGUACCUACGUAGCGCUGCUUCUACUUCUGUCACUGUCUUACGAUGGUCGUUUAUUCAUGUGGCUGACAGAGUAUGAUGAUGGAAUAUGUACAUACAUACAUAUCUAUGCGACUUGCCGAGAGAUUCGUCGCGGCAAUU